Molecule: messenger RNA, 5400 nt
Organism: Neocloeon triangulifer
Lineage: Eukaryota; Metazoa; Arthropoda; Insecta; Ephemeroptera; Baetidae
Product: serine/threonine-protein kinase N1-like
Exons: 8
Coding region: 74-4804 (1576 amino acids)
Biological process (GO): protein phosphorylation
Molecular function (GO): protein serine/threonine kinase activity; ATP binding
Source: RefSeq, a predicted model, not a curated record
GGGCGCUCUCUCAGUCUGUGUCGAGGCGUCGAGCGAUCGCCAUGGUCGCGUCUUGCAACAAGUGAACGCGAUCAUGCCGCUGUUCUCCGACUACUACGGCAGCCCCUUCGGGGGCUACGGCGGCUACAACGGCUACAACGGCUACAACAGCAGCCCGGUGCUGUUCCGUGACCCGGUGACCCCGCGCAGGUACGGCCCCCUGCUGACCACCAUCGUCGAGAGCGGCCUGACGCCGUCGGCGCCGCGGCGGGUGCCGGCCUACGCCAGGCCCAGCCCGUACGUGCCGCCCCCGAAACUCUACUCGUCGCCCCUCGUCACCCGCACCUACCAGCGGCCGGUGCGCAUGGACACGGACAACAUCGACGUGUCCGGCGUCAGGAAGAUCAACCUUCGGAGGGCCGAACCUGCCGAGGCGGCGCUGACCAAGGACGGCGACACGCGCGGCACCAUCAAGAGGGGCAGGACGGUGGUGCGGAUCCACACCAAGAAGCAGAAGGACAACCCUGACAUCGACAAACGCAGACGCAUGACCCCUGGCGAGCGACUCAAGGAGAAGUUCAUGAUCAGGGACUACGACGCCGAGAGGAAGAAGAAGGACGAGGAGGAGGAGCGGCGCCGAACCACGGAAAGGGAGGAGGCGGAACGCAGGUACCGCAGGCUCAUGUGCGUCGAGGUGCAGCAACCGGUGGCCCCGCAGGUCAGGACGGUCACCCAAGACCUUCUCCAGCCCAAGCAGCACGAGGAGGAGGAGGAGGAGAGCUCAGGGUCGGACACGGAGACGGAGGAUUUGCAGGAAAACAGAAAGGUGAGGAGCGUGAAAAAGAAGAAGCGGCGGAAAAACAGACAGAGUUCUGUGAAGAAGAAGGAAGAAGUAGCCCCUGUGGCGCCUCCUCGGAGCAAAAAGCCCGCAGAGGUGGAGGAACCUGCGAAAAGGGCGCCAAAAGACCGCGUCAAGUCGGUCAAGGCCGGCGGCGUGAGUAAGCGAGUGGCCGCCACCAAGAAGUCCAUCUUGCUGCCGCCCAAGGAGGAGGUGCAGAUUUCCAAGGAAAAGAACAAGGGCCGCACUUCGGAGCCCCUCGGAGACAUGAUGAAGUCCUUCUCAGACUUUUUCCUCAAUUUCGGAAAGCAGAAAAAACAGGAACCUGCUGCGAAGCCGGAGCCCGUGGACAGCAAGGAGCCCAGAGGCAUUUUGAACUCGGACAUAAUCGGCAAAAGGAAGAGCGUCGUUUGCCUCGAGUACAGGGCGAGCGUGCGAGUGGCGCGAGUCGUGGACAAGGAGAACGCACGUCCCGCUCUGGUGGGCAGCAAAAGUUUGGACGGCGAAGAAAUCGGCAACGGGGACAAGGCCGCGAAAACGGAGCAGCAGCCGGUGUGCCAAAAUAAUAAAGCGAAUUUGGCAGAAAAUAAAUUCGCGGCAGCCAAAAAGAAGCAAGAAGCCGACUGCUUUUUCUUGUUCGAUAAGGAGUCCGUGGAAAUGGUGACGGGCAACGCUGCUGGCCCCGCGCCAGACACCGAGCAAACGACGCAGGUGUCCGCGCCGAGUUCAAAAGACGGCAAAUUGAGUCGCAUUCAAAGCGGCGAUCAGAUCAAAAGCAUUGACAGUCCCAGGAAGUUGAAGGAAAAAGCGCCGGAAAUCCCCAAAGUAGAGGAAAAAGAAGCGCCGUCCAAAAAUACGCUCGUCAGUUCUCCAGCGGCGGCGAAAAAUAUUGAAGCGCAAACGCCAAAAAUUAAAGUAACCACUCCGAUUAAGGAAGUAACAAAAACCGUUGAGGUUAAAAAGGAAAAGUCUCCCGAGGCCCCAAAAGCUGUUAAAUGUAAAGAAAUUCCCAAAUUAGAACCAGUAAGGCUGAAACAAGAAGAAAAAUCUCUUGAUAUUCCCAAAAGCAAAGUCACAGAGCCGACUGAAAAAAUUUCAAAAGCGGUGGAAGUUCCCAAAGUGGAAGAUAAGGCGCCCGAAAAAGCACCAAGGCUAGAUAUUAAGAAGAAAGAGGAGAAAUUACCUGAAAAAGUUCAAGAGGCUGAACAGAAAAGCCCUGAAUUAUUUAAUGAAAAACCAAAAGAUGUUAUUACAAAUGCGGAGAAAAGUUUUAUUGCUGCAAAGAUGGAAAUUUCUCCUGAAAAAUUAAAUAACAAAAUAGCUCCUGAAAGUCCAAAAAUUGUCAAAAAAGUGGCCGAGCAGAGCCCGAAGAAAACAAGUAAUAACAUUUUAGCUGUAGCUGAGAAAUUCCAGAAACCGGCUGAAACAAAGCCAGAGAAAGAGUCUGAAAAAAUCCCCACCGUUAGUGAGAAAAAAGAAAAGUCGCCCGAAAAAGUGCAAGAAGCGCCAAAGGGUUUAGAAAAAGUUGAUGAAAAAAUUGCAGAAGUGACCCCGUUAGUUUUUAAGAAGAAAGAGAAAAGUCCUGAAAAAGUAGCACCUGCCGAGAGUCCAAAGGUAAAAGAAAAAUCACCAGUGAAGCAAAAGCAACCGGACAUUGAAACGAAGCAGGUAAAUUCAAAACCUGUUGUAGAACUGGAAUUACCGCAGAAAAAAGAGAGCUUGCCUGUCAAGCCGGUGGAGGAGAAAGAAAAGUCCCCUGAGAAGCCUCAGAGAAGUCCAAAGGAGCCAACAAGCCCCAAAGCAGCACCUACAAAAAUUAAAGUCGUUCCUCAGGAACAAAAAAUUGUUGAGUCACUCCCCAAGAAAGAAUCAACUCCUAUUAAAGUCCCAGAAACGGCAAAGCCUGUCCCUGAGACUCCGAAAAGUCCAACCGAAAAACUUGCAGCUAAAAAAGAAACUGUCCCUGCCACAAGCCCUGCUGAAAGCGCCAAAAGUGCAGUUGAAAAAGUCCCUGUUGAUGCUCCGAAGAAACCUGAAAGAGCUCAAAAGGUGGCAGAGAUCACAAAGAUUCCAGAGCCGGUAACUCUGAAGGUUGCUGAGGUCACGAAGGUUCAAGAACCUCCGAAGAACUUCAGCCCAAAGAGCAGCCUGAAGAUGUUGCAGUCGAUGGCGAACAAGAAGGUUGACGACAAGGCGGACAUGAGCAACAUCCUGUUUGCGAAGGACAGCGUGAAGCAGAAGCCGCUGAUUCUCAGGUCGCGGCCUUCGACGGUGAAGAAGCAGCCCAAGGCCAAGUUGGCGCUGGUCAAGCCUCCGCAGGUCAAAGCCUUCCCGGCGCCCGCAAAGCCCCUCUUCAUGCAAGACACGUUCGCCAAGCUGCAGGAGGCCUUCAACAAGCAGCAGCAGCAGCAGCAGCAACCUGAGAGGAAGCAACCUGUGAAGCUGAAGAAGAUGCGCGCCCGCACCGACCUGAGCGCCGAGCUGCUGGACAGCGCCGACGAGGAGCAGGUCAAGACCAAGGCCGAACUGCAAAAGUCGCAGUCCUCGGGGGGAAUCAACCGGCAGGACAGACACACGGUCAGGAACAUGAAGUUCCGACCUGACAGGGUCUCCACCGUCAGACACCAGGCCCUCAAGAUGUCCGUCAAGGAGCCCAAGCAGGAAGGUCAAGAGUCUGACUCCGACUCGGACGAUUCGGACACCGAGACCGAGUCGACGCUGUCUUCAGGGUCGGACACUGAGACCGAGGAAGGUCAGGCCAAGGUGGACAGGAACAGCACCAGCUCGCAGGACUCUGGCUUCGGCAGCAACCCCAACAGCCCCCAGGCCUCCACCAACUGCGCGCAAUCGCUGGACGUGCGAGACGCGAGUUCGCCGAACCCUCGGCGGUUGUCGGCGACCCUGAGCAGCGACUCUGAGUCCGGCGAGGAAGGUCUGCGCAGGUACACGCCGCCGGCGCGCACCAUUCCGCGCUUCCGCAAGUACGCGGUCGAAGACUACCAGUUCCUCAAGGUCCUCGGCAAGGGCAGCUUUGGAAAGGUUUUGCUGGCCGAGUUGAAAGGAACCGAGUGUUAUUACGCGGUCAAGUGCCUGAAGAAGGACGUGGUGUUGGAGGACGACGACGUCGAGUGCACCCUGAUCGAGCGCAAGGUGCUGGCCCUGGGCACCAAGCACCCCUACCUGUGCCACCUUUUCUGCACCUUCCAGACUGAGUCGCACCUGUUUUUCGUGAUGGAGUACCUGAACGGCGGCGACCUGAUGUUCCACAUCCAGCAGAGCGGCCGCUUUGAGCAGCCGCGCGCCUGCUUUUACGCCGCCGAAAUCGUCUCCGGACUCCGAUUCCUCCACAAAAAGGGAAUCGUCUACAGGGACCUGAAGCUGGACAACAUUUUGCUGGACUUUGAAGGGCACGUUCGAAUCGCCGACUUCGGCAUGUGCAAGUUGCAAAUUUACCUGGACCGGACGGCGGACACGUUCUGCGGGACGCCCGACUACAUGGCGCCCGAGAUCAUCAAAGGGCUGCACUACAACCAGUGCGUCGACUGGUGGUCGUUCGGCGUCUUGUUGUUCGAGAUGCUGGUGGGCCAGUCGCCCUUCAACGGCUGCGACGAGGACGACCUCUUCUGGUCCGUCUGCAACGAGCAGCCCUACUACCCGCGCUACCUCUCCAAGGAGGCCCAGGCCAUCCUCGUCCUGUUGCUGGAAAAAGACUCGUCGAAGCGGUUGGGCACCCCCGAGUGUCCGGCGGGCGAAGUCUUCGAACAGCCCUUUUUCCGCUCCAUCGACUGGCAAGCCCUGGAGCGCAAGGAACUCGAUCCACCCUUCAAACCCAGAGUGCAACACUCGCUGGAUGUGCAAUACUUUGACUCGGCGUUCACGCAGGAGGUGCCCAAGCUGACGCCCGUGGACAAGGACAUUCUCAACUCGAUGGACCAGACGCAGUUCCACGGAUUCAGCUACACCAACCCCAAUGCCUGCAACGAGUGACAAACACCCCACCGAGCCACUCGUGCUGCUUGCAUUUUGUCUGCCUUGGCGAGAGGUUUGCCGAUGGAAGUCGGGAGCAGGAAAGAAGCGGCCUCGGCCAGAUGAUUUGUGUUGGGCUGCGAGUUCGAAUGAAAGAGACAUUCAGUGGCGAAUAUGAACUCGCGCCCCUUUUGUUGCUGCUUGAUUGAAAAAUAAUAUAAAUUAUAUACACGAUUUUCGCCAAAAUAUAGAGAAAAAAAACAACCAUUCACGUCUUGCUACUUUUUCACUCUGCUUUUCUACUGUGUAUAAAAUUAUCCAGAUUAAUAUAUAUGUACACUUUUUUUCUGUAAAACACACAUGCAAGUUUUUAAUAAUAUAAUCAUUACUGUAUUUGUUGUGAUACGCGCGCGCCUAACAAUAUUAUAUAUUUAAAAUUGGUAGGAUGAAAUAUCAUUUUGAAAUGGCAAUCUGUGCCUGUAAAAUUAGAACAGCUUGAUGUUCUGAUCCGCCGGCCGAAAUAAAUAAAAAACUAAUUUUUAAGGUUUAAAGAUAUAUUAUUAUUAUUAUUAAUUUAAUAAAUUUGAAUUGCUCAAAGGCAAAACUACAAAAACGCA